AGCCCCCGCCUCCCUUCUCAGGAAGCUCGGGUCUCCCUGGGAGCCGGGCUGCCCUUGGGGGAGGCCUCUGAGCUGUGCUCCCUGCAGCUCCGCCAGCUUUCGGGGCGACCUUAGAGGGGCUCUGCGCCCCCCGUGUGGCUCGCGCUAAGCCCGGCAGGAGGGAGCGUCUCGGCGGAGGAGUGAGGAGGACGGGAGGGAGAGGCGCGCCAGAGCCUCGGUCCCGGGCGCCCUGGUCGGCCGCGGAGGAACUGAAGCCUCCAACAGGAAGUCAAGCAUCUCUGACAUGUUAUCUACCCUGCUUGGUGCCUGAGGAUCCUGCAUCCCGGCUCAUCCAGGAAGCACAGGCGAGCUCAUUCCCCGAAGGCAGACCAGCCAGGAGUGCUGAAUGCAAAUUCAGCCACGGGCUAGGGAGCACUAACCAAAGCCUGCAGGAUGGACUUCGUCAUGAAGCAAGCCCUCGGAGGGGCCACCAAGGACAUGGGGAAGAUGCUGGGGGGAGAGGAGGAGAAGGACCCAGAUGCACAGAAGAAGGAGGAGGAGCGGCAGGAGGCCCUGAGGCAGCAGGAGGAAGAGCGCAAGGCCAAACACGCCCGCAUGGAAGCGGAGCGUGAGAAGGUCCGGCAGCAGAUUCGAGAUAAGUAUGGGCUGAAGAAGAAAGAAGAGAAGGAGGCAGAGGAGAAGGCAGCCCUGGAACAGCCCUGCGAGGGAAGCCUGACCAGACCCAAGAAGGCCAUCCCUGCAGGCUGUGGGGACGAGGAGGAGGAAGAAGAGGAGAGCAUCCUGGACACGGUGCUCAAAUAUCUGCCGGGGCCGCUGCAGGACAUGUUCAAGAAGUAACCUGUCCUCUUCCGGCCCCGUCCACGUUAUGACUUUUUUUUUUUUUUUUUUUUUUGGUGUUCUUAGUUUUUCUUUUCUUUUUUUUAUUCAGUUAAGUCUCAGUUCCAAAGGGGAAAACCUCAGUCGGCCUCUGCCCCCUUUCCCUCGUCAGGGACUCCUCCCCUCAGCAACCCUUCACAAGCCCUUCAUCCAGGGUUUCUAGUUCUGUUUCACUCCCAAGUAGCUUGGAAAAAAAGAAGAAGACAGUUUAACUCCAGCAGGGGGCAUCGAACCCAGAGCCAAAGGCGCUGGGUGCCCCCCCAGAAGCCCAUGGUCUACAUUAGUGUGGUAACACUCCCCCCCAUACAUUCCUUCAUGCUCCCCACUGCCAGGAGGACCACUGUCCCCAGCCAGCCAAAGUAAUGACACAUUCCAGCCCUGCCCAGCAUGCUGACCGUUGGCCUCAACCCCCAGUGGGAGUCCAGGUCAGGGCAGAGGCACCUAGUGGUCUGGCUCCAGGAAGGCUAUUCAGAAAAAGCCUGCUCUGGAGAGCCUAGCUCUGAGAGGCUCUAGCUGGGUCUAGCCAGGUUCGAAUCUGGCCUGGGCUGUCCUCUUUCCUCUUCCUGGUGCCACUGGCCAGGAACACACCUCCUCCCAACCCGACCUAAAGAAGCAUGGUUCCUGAGGAGCCGCACCCUCCAAAUGGAUCCUCUUUGGACUUUAGCACAUCUGUGGAGGAGCCCAGGGCAGGGCAACCCCUUAUCCUUUCUCAUCUGACUUAGGUCCUGGGUCCCCACUGCCAGGCUAGGCCCCAGUUUACCCAGCCAAGGGGUUGCCCAGGCCCACAGAAAAUACUUGGAGCCAUCGGGCAGUGAUGGUCUGUGCCACGAGGCCCCUCAUCGGUACGGCCAAACUGCCCCCAUUCCUGUCCACCCCUUCCAUGUCCCGUCCAUGUGCUUCCAAGUCCCCAUUGUCCCCAGGAGGACUCUUCUUGGCCAAAGCCCCAGACAGCUGGGGAGAAAGAAGCCAAUUGUCACCUGGCAAAAGACUGUCCAUUCAUCCCACUGGCCAAGAGUCAGCUCUCCUCUGGGAUGGAUAGGACUGGUAUGUGUCCUCACGUACCACGCCAUCAAGGCUUCCUGCUCUGUGACUUGUGUAGAAAUGGAGGGACACGAGGGGAGGUGCAAAUGAGGGAUGAACGUGUGAGUCCUCACACACUAGAUAAUGUAUGGCAGAUCCAUCAUACCUCUAGGUGCGGUGUGUCUCGAGAUCGCAUGUGUUCGUGUCAGUUCUGUGUUACAGGCUGUUUUACCUGAUGUACCUUGUGUAUAUGUGUUUGUGGGAUGGAGUGUGCCUGAGUUUCAAUUACGUGCUCGGUGCGUGCUAGCUGUCCCAUGUGUUUAAAGAUUGCAUGUGUUAGCUUGUAUUUGCAUGUACUUUCAAAAUGGCAUGUGUGUCAAGAGUGACAGGUUACAUGUUAGCUGCAGACAUAUGUGUGUGUGUGAGAGAGAGAACUGUCAUGUGGGCUAAGACUGGUGUUCAUGUGUGUGGGUCUAAAGCAGGCAGUUGUAGGUAAAGCAGUCAGGAAUGAGAUGCUUCCUCCCAACCCUGAGAUUGCUAGUCACAGAUGGCCACAUCCGACAGGAGACCUAACCUUGGCCUAGAAUCCUCCCACCCUUGGGGGUUUCCUACCUGAGGUCCUCAGAAUGCUACUGGGACAGACCCAGGCAGUGCCCCAGGAAGCCAUGCUGGGCCCCUACCAGGGCCUAUCCCAAAAGCAGGGGCCCGGGAGGGGGCGACUUGCUCACCCCUGAAGCCCCUGUUCCGCUGGCCCCAGUCUGCAUUCUGCAAGUUUUCCAUUUUAGUGGACUUAACGCUUUUAUUUCGGAGAAGACAGACGUCUUCCCUGUCCGUUUCCAAUAGUUAAAGCCAUAUCAGUUAGACCGCAAUACUUUAAAAGAUGAGACUAAACAAUCCUUAUGUGUAGGGAACCAGAAAAGUCCCCUGGUCUCUCCCUUCUCUAAGGAGCAGGGCUUCGGUAGCUCUAGCUCCCGGGACUUACCCUCCCCCACCCUCUUGGGUCCCUGUGUCAUCCCACAGAGGGCCAGUGUUUGUGUCUAUGUCUGUGGUGGGGAGCCAUCUUGCACCCCUAUUGUCUGCUUGUUUCUGUUUUUUAUCCUGGGCAGGACGGUCAUUCUCAAGAGCCCCUGGGUCCUGGGCCGAAGACAGGCAGGGACCAGUCCAGGGGCCCCAGGCCUCCCUAGACCCUGAGUGUGACCCCCACACACUCUUAAAGGCAGGUAAGGACAACAGUGUGAAGAAAGGCCUAACCCUCGACAGGGACUCUUAGACCUUAAAGGCAGAAGCACAGUACAGAGAACCAGAUGCAUCGUAGAGACCAAGACCCGGGGAGCCACAAACAAGGAAACCCAGCCAUGCAACAACCCACGCGGGCCCGAGAGACUCCAGACCCUUCAACUGAAGCCCUUGGUAGUUUCCACGGCUCUCCUGAGCCCAGAGCCCCACCCAGUGCCCUUCAGGCUGCGCUGGCUUAGUCUAGAUUUAUGUCUCCUUUCUAUCCCCAGGCAGCAGAUUUUGAGGUUCUUUGAAGGCAAGAGAAUUUCUACGUGGUACAUACCUGGUUCCACCCACACGCAGCCCAGGGGUUAUAAUGAGUGAUAUUUCUGACACAACCUGGACUAUAGGGAGAAAACAACGGGCGACCCUUGAAGGAUGCUAUGUGCAUACAACACAUUCAUGGAAGGACAGAACUUGGGUGCUUGAGCAUCAGAAAGGAUGUUCGUUCCGUCACUCGAUGUGCCUAGAGCAGGAGGUGUGUGUGGUCCACUGAAUGGGCAGAUGAAUAUAUCAUGCAGAAAUGCAAUGUGCAAAUGGCAUGCUGAAAAAAGGCCACACAUACUGCAUAUACAUGCAUAGACACACGUGGAAACACACGUAUAACCAUGCAUAUACAUGCAUACACAUAACACAUAUGUACACACACACUCACAUGCAUACACACAUGCACAUAUGCAUACAUGCAUAUACAUGCACACACAUACAUACACAUACACACAUAUGUGCAUAUGCAUGUAUGUGCAUAUGCAUGCAUACACAUAAACACACACACAGCAUGGAAGAUGGCUGGAGACAGAAUGAGGCAGGCACAUCACUGACAGGCAUGUGCACUCUUUAGAAAAGCCAUCAGGCUCCUGCACCUGGAAAUCACCACCAUCGAGAAGAAAGGGGGCCUCUCUGGGCCUCUAUGGAGAUGACAGGGGGAUAUCCAAAGUACAUGUCCUCCAUUUCAGCUCCAAAGCACCCAAACGUGAGUCCUUAGCAGCGAAGCUUCACAAUACUUCCUUCAUGGAAGAAAGAGCUGUACAGGUCAUCCCAGUAAAUGAGAGCAGGAAAAAGACGGAAGCCAAGAGACCCCUCACACACAGCACAGCGGGUGAGCAAACCAGCCAUCCUAAAGUUUUGUGCCAUGGGGUUUCCAGCCCCAAGAAUGCCCGCUAUGAAACUAGCAGGGUCGCCCACCCACAACUCCCCCUCCAUCUUUCUAUGGUUUGGCCGGCUCUUGACCUCACCAGGAGGCCUGGGGAUCAGACUGGCUCCCGUGGGGGAUGUCUCCUAGCAAAUGUCUCUGCUCUAGUCCUCAUUCCUGUUGUCCUACCCUUCUCACCAGGGAGAGACCCGAGGUGCUCCUGCUGGCCCCAGGGUUGGGGUGGGAAGUCCUACUGAGACCCAGGGGAGAUGGACCAUCCUGCUCAUGUAGGGAACCUCUUUCCCACAACUGUGCUCUGUCCUUGUUGCUCUGCUUCCUUUAAAUGUGUCAGUCUCUGGGGGAGGGGAGGGCCACCCCCCCAAGCACUCCCUUGAACCUGACCAAAAGCCAUGGCCGUGCUCCCCACUUUGUAUGAUGCAAAUGCUAAGAUGAUGUACAAAACCAACCAUGACGACAAAGAAAAAAGACCUUGUACAGCAGCUGUC
Rattus rattus (black rat) is the source of this 4809-nucleotide messenger RNA. RefSeq names its product complexin 2 (gene Cplx2). Lineage: Eukaryota; Metazoa; Chordata; Mammalia; Rodentia; Muridae. The coding region runs from base 433 to 837 and encodes 134 amino acids. Gene Ontology annotation, molecular function: syntaxin binding. Gene Ontology annotation, cellular component: terminal bouton; SNARE complex. The record is from RefSeq and is a predicted model, not a curated record. Gene Ontology annotation, biological process: neurotransmitter transport; regulation of neurotransmitter secretion; synaptic vesicle exocytosis. The transcript has 5 exons.